AUGUCGGAAAAGAGCUUGCUUUCUUCCAAAUUCCUCUUUUACACGAUAACUGUAUCAACGCUACUAUUCAUUCUCUCUUCUCUCUUCUUCCUCCAACGCAACGAAUCCUCCUUCACUUCGAAUUUAGUCCGCAAGCUGAUUCUUCCGAGAACAGACAUCAAGAACGACCGAUUCGGGCGAACCGAUUCUAAACCGGUCUCAUGUGGUCUAACUCGAGAUGUGUUGAAGGUGUUUAUGUACGAUUUGCCCUCUGAGUUUCAUUUUGGGAUAUUGAAUUGGCACAGCAAAGGAUCUGAGAUUUGGCCUGAUGUCAAGACCAUUAGCUCAGUCCCAUCUUAUCCCGGUGGGUUAAAUCGGCAACACAGUGUAGAGUAUUGGCUUACACUCGACCUCUUAGCUUCAGAGAUACCUGAGAUCAAGAGACCAUGCCGUGCAACCAGAGUGAAGAACUCGGUUGAAGCUGACAUAGUCUUCGUGCCCUUCUUCUCCUCGUUGAGUUACAACCGGAAAUCUAAGCUCCGCGGAAACGAAACCACCAGUGUUGAUAGGUUGUUGCAGGAAAGAUUAGUUGAGUUCUUGAAAAGUCGAGAGGAGUGGAAAAGAUUUGAUGGGAGAGAUCAUCUGAUAGUAGCUCACCAUCCAAACAGUUUGCUCUAUGCAAGAAACUCGCUUGGAUCCGCUAUGUUUGUUCUCUCGGAUUUCGGAAGAUACACAUCCUCCAUUGCCAAUCUUGAGAAAGACGUCAUUGCUCCUUACAUUCACGUCGUCAAGAGUAUCUCUAACAAUGAGUCUGCUCCGUUUGAGAACCGUCCUGUAUUGGCCUAUUUCCAAGGAGCAAUCUACAGAAAAGAUGUAAGUGCUUUCUUUAGAGUCUUGAAAAGUUUUGUUUGUGUCGCAAUCUCAAUGAUGUUACUGAGUUUAAUCUCGACCAAUUCAAAUGUUUCGUUGCAGGGUGGAACUAUUCGCCAAGAACUGUAUAACCUUCUUAAAGAUGAGAAAGACGUUCACUUUGCAUUUGGGACCGUUAAAGGGAACGGGACUAAACAAACUGGUAAAGGAAUGGCUUCGUCCAAGUUUUGUCUCAACAUCGCAGGUGACACGCCUUCCUCUAACCGUCUUUUCGACUCCAUCGUGAGCCAUUGUGUUCCGGUUAUCAUCAGCGACCAGAUUGAGCUUCCGUUUGAAGAUACUAUAGACUAUUCGGGUUUCUCUGUGUUUGUGCACUCUUCGGAAGCUGUAAAGAAAGGGUUUUUGGUGAAUCUACUCAGAGGGAUAACAGAGGAUCAGUGGAAGAAGAAGUGUGAGAGACUAAAGGAGGUUGUUAGGUAUUUCGAGUAUCAGUUUCCUUCGCAGCAUGGAGAUUCGGUGGAUAUGAUUUGGUCUGCUGUUUCGCAUAAGCUUUCUUCACUUCACUUUGAUGUUCAUAGGCAGAAUCGGUACCGUAGAUCUGAAACUUUUGCUAGAAGUCAAUCAACUUGA
Molecule: messenger RNA, 1479 nt
Organism: Thlaspi arvense
Lineage: Eukaryota; Viridiplantae; Streptophyta; Magnoliopsida; Brassicales; Brassicaceae
Source: the annotation of a GenBank genome assembly